AUGGCAUCCACAUCAACCAUUCUCCCUAUGGCCGUCUCCUCCAUCGUCUUCUCUAUCCCGUCACUCCUAUCAUUGAAAAAAUCAGGUUCGUUGCUGUCCACAGACAACGAAUCAAUCGACAUAGUAUCUCUCUCCUCCUCCUCCUCCUCUCCUCCUCCUCCUCCUCCUCCUCCUCCUCCUCCUCCUCCUCCUCCUCCUCCUCCUCCUCCUCCCACAGCAGUGCCCGCGUGGCCCCGGAUCACGUAA
Molecule: messenger RNA, 246 nt
Organism: Talaromyces rugulosus
Lineage: Eukaryota; Fungi; Ascomycota; Eurotiomycetes; Eurotiales; Trichocomaceae
Exons: 1
Coding region: 1-246 (81 amino acids)
Source: RefSeq, a predicted model, not a curated record